AUGCAGUCCCGCGCCGUCGACACCGGCGUCGACCUUCGCGUGCCUGAGGACCAGCCUGCCGGUACCAUCGUCGGCAGGAUCCCGACAAAACCUGGCUUCACGUACCGAUUCAAUGAACCACCGAAAGAGUUCAUCCUGGACCCGGUUUCUGGAGAAAUCAGGACUAAUAUGGUUCUAGACAGGGAAACCGUGGAUCGUUAUGCUUUUGUGGUGCUAUCAAGUCAACCCACCUAUCCAAUCGAAGUAAGAUUACGGGUAACGGAUGUGAAUGACAACUAUCCUGAAUUUCCUGAACCGAGCAUCGCUGUUGCCUUUUCCGAGAGCGCAGCCGCCGGGACUAAGUUGUUGCUCGAUGCUGCAACUGAUGCAGAUCUUGGAGAAAAUGGUAUCACCAACGAUUACAGAAUAAUUGAUGGAGAUAACGAAGGAAAGUUUCGUUUGAAUGUUACCGUUAAUCCGAGUGGCCAAACAUCUUAUCUGCAUUUAGAAACGACCGGAAAGCUGGAUAGAGAAACAACUGAUUUUUACAUCCUAAACAUAUCAGCACGAGAUGGUGGAAAUCCACCAAAAUACGGGUACCUUCAAGUGAACGUUACUAUUUUGGAUGUGAACGAUAAUCCACCAAUUUUUGACCAGAGUGACUUUUCAGUGUCUUUGAAUGAAAGUGUCCCACCUGGAACAACUGUUUUGAAAGUGACGGCUACAGACAGUGAUUUAGGUGAUAAUAGUAAAAUAACUUAUGAAGUGACCGACUCCGAGAAACAGUUCGCAGUGGAUCCUGAAUCUGGAGUGAUUACGACAACCAAAAAAUUGAAUUGUCCUAAGUAUUGUACUAAUACGACAUGUAAUAUGACUUGUGUAUUGACCGUGAUAGCGAAAGAUCAUGGUGUGCCGCGUCAGGAUGCACGGACCUACGUCACCGUCAAUCUCAUAGAUGCCAACGACCACGAUCCUGUUAUUACUUUCACAUACGUUCCUCCGACGGCGAAUUUUGCUACAGUCGAUGAAAAUGCUAAAAAUGGAUCAUUAGUAGCCGCUAUUACUGUUACUGACUUGGAUGCUGGAUUGAACGGUAAAACUAGUGUUAGCAUUAUAUCAGGCAAUGAACUGAACCAUUUUCGCUUAGAAAACUCUUCCAGUGUGUACAUAGUGCAUGUAAAUGGCGUUUUAGAUAGAGAAGAAAUAAGUAAAUAUAAUUUAACAGUUGUUGCUAAAGAUCAAGGCACGCCUUCUAGAACUUCUACCUCAUAUUUAGUUAUUCAUGUUAACGACGUUAAUGACCAUGAACCUGUCUUUGAAAAAUCUGAGUAUUCCGCAGUUUUAAGCGAGCUUGCCCCACCUGGAACCUAUAUUGCUAGCAUUACUGCUACUGACGAAGAUACUGGCGUAAAUGCAGAGAUAUUUUAUGACUUUUAUGAUGGAAACCAACUGCAGUGGUUCACAAUCGAUCAUUUGACAGGAUUGGUCACUACAAAAUCUAUUUUAGAUAGAGAAACUCAAGGGACAGUCGAAUUAAAUGUUUCAGCUAGAGAUGGUGGGCCUAAUCCAAAGUGGGCGUACACAAGAUUGAAAGUAACGAUAUUAGAUGAAAAUGAUAAGGCUCCUACAUUUCCACAGUCUCAAAUAAAUACAACACUGCAUGAAAAUAUAAAACCAAUAAAGGAAAUUAUCAUUUUGACUGCAUCAGAUAACGAUCAAGGUACAAAUGGUUCAGUAUCUUAUUACUUACCUUCCAGUAUUGAAAGAAAAUAUCCUAACACGUUUAUUUUAGACCCGAUUACUGGACAAUUAAGUACAGUAAUUGAAUUAGACAGAGAAAGAAUCCCCAUGUAUGAAAUUCAAGUUUUAGCAAAGGACCAAGGAUUUCCACCUCAAUCAUCCACAGCCACUAUUUUUCUAAAAGUAUUGGAUGUCAAUGAUAACUACCCAACAUUUUAUCCUCAACGAUACAUUGAAAGCAUCAGUGAUGAUGUCCCUCCUGGUACAAACAUCUUACAAAUUAAAGCAAUAGAUUUAGAUGAAGGAGAUAAUGCAAAAAUAAUGUACAAGCUUGAAAGUGGAGGUGAUGGUUAUUUUGAUGUAGAACCAUCUACUGGCCAUGUAGUCCUACAAAAAAGCUUCCGUAAAGCUCCUUUAACUUCUUACACCUUAAGAGUUUCUUGUAAAGAUAAAGGAAAUAAAAAAGCACACGAAGAUGCGAUUGUAGAGAUAUUAAAAUUAUCACAUCGCAAAAACAUUGAGUUUGACGGAUACAAUGGGUAUAAUUUUAAAAUUCAGGAAGAUGAGGGAACAUCUAAACCAGAUAUUGGUCGUUUUGUGGGAAAAGUUACUGCCAAAAUAUCUAGUGAUACACUGUCAUACUAUAUUUUGGAGGGCGACCCCAAACAUGUUUUCAAAAUUGACAAGAAAAGUGGAAUUAUAACAACUGAUGCAAAUGUAGAUCGUGAAGACAAAAUGACUUAUCGUUUGAAAAUUCUAGCCAAAAGUGGAGUAACAUUUGGAUUUACAACUGUAAAUAUCUCAGUACUGGAUGUAAAUGAUAAUUAUCCAAUAUUCAUAGAAGACAAAGAUGAAAUUCACAUAUCAGAAAAUAUGGCAGUCGGCCAAGAAGUAUAUUUUGCGAGAGCUAUUGAUCGCGAUUCAGGAUCUAAUAGAACAAUCUUUUAUACUUUGAGUAGUCCUGAUAAUAGUUUUCGUAUAUCAGAGACAACAGGAGUAAUUUAUCUAAAUAAACCAAUUUCUGCUGAACCUGGUUAUAUCAUAAAUAUUGAAGUUACAGCCACUGAUAAUGGAAACCCUUCUCUAUCGACAAAACACUCAAUAUCAGCAAUUAUUGAUGACGUGAAUGAUCAUACUCCUGUAUUCGAUCACACUUCUUAUGAAACGUCGUUGUUGGAGUCAACACUUGUGAAUACGAGAUUUUUUGGCAUCGCUGCUUCUGAUGCCGAUUUGGGUGAUAACGGAAAAAUAUCUUAUUCAAUAGUGGAAGGAAACACUGAUGGAAAAUUCGGAGUGUUUCCCGAUGGAUUCCUGUAUGUAAAGAGCCCACUGGAUAGAGAAGAAAAGGAUUACUAUUCUUUGACAUUAGUUGCGUCUGACCAUGGAGUGCCACCAAGAUCGUCUCAAGUUCCUGUUGUUAUACAUGUUUUAGAUGAAAAUGAUAACAGUCCUCAAUUUACUAACACUACAUUUAUUUUUAAAAUAAAAGAAAAUGAACCACCAGAUACAUUCGUUGGAAAAUUGACAGCAACAGAUAGAGACAUUGGUCGUAACGCUGAGUUAACAUUUAGUUUACCUAUUGCCCAAAAUGAUUUUAGAAUAGACUCAAGGAAUGGUUUUAUAAAAACUUUGAAAUCUUUUGACAGAGAGAGCUUGGCACAUACUACUGGUCAGAACUAUAUUACAUUGACAGUUACUGUGAGUGACAAUGGCAAAGUAAAGCUGUCUGAUUCAGUGAGAGUAACAAUUUAUAUUACAGAUGUUAAUGAUAACGCACCGAUUUUUACACGAACACCAUACAAAGUAGAAGUGUCUGAAGGCGCUGCUGUGGGUGCAUCUAUUGUGAGGGUAUACUCAACAGACGCAGAUGAAGGACUGAAUGGUGAUAUUUACUACAAACUGAUAAGUGGUGAUAACAUGGGUCAAUUUUCACUGGAUGAAGCGACAGGCCAGCUUUUGAUUGCUAAACAUUUGGACCGCGAGACAGUCGAUCAUUAUGAAUUGACUGUUUUAGCCCAUGACUCUGGCCAGACAGUAAGGCUCUCUGCUACCACAACCAUUACUAUUGAUGUCUUGGAUGAAAAUGAUAACGCACCUAUUUUUACACAAACACAAAUGAAUGUUUCGGUUUUAGAAACAGAACCUGUAAAUAAAAAGAUUAUCCAAUUCCAUGCAACUGAUGCUGAUUUAGGUGUAAAUAGUGAGUUGCAGUUUUCAAUAACAUCAGGGAAUAGAAAGGAAGCAUUUUUCAUCGACAGUUACUCAGGAGAAUUAUUUUUACACAAACAGUUAGAUUACGAGGAUUUGACAUCAUAUUUGCUGGUAAUUACUGCAACGGAUAAUGGAAACCCAAGUUUGUAUUCAAGCAUAUCUUUUACUGUGAAUGUGAUAGAUGCAAACGAUAAUGCACCAGUAUUUACUAAUACAGCAAUAGUGCGCCAGAUCAGAGAAGGUAUUCCCAAACAUACACCGAUAGUAACUGUAACUGCAGAAGAUCCUGACUCUGGUUUGAAUGGGAAGGUAUAUUAUUCUAUCACAAAGCAAGACCCUAAUGAUAACAAACGACAUUUUGCUAUAAAUAACGUGACAGGUGUGAUACAUACUUUGCUGCCUAUAGAUAGAGAAAGCAUUGAUACAUUCAGAAUAACUGUCGUUGCGUAUGAUAGAGCUGAACCACCUUCAGCCAGAUUGUCAGCUGAGAAAUUAGUGACAGUAAUAGUAGAAGAUAUAAACGACAAUGCACCAAUAUUUGUAUCCAUGAACGCCGCAGUAAUAGGCUCAGAUCGUAUGGGCAGAAGUAUGGGUAGAGGAAUAUUCAUAAUGAAUGUUUUGGCUAGAGAUCUAGACUCUGGAACGAAUGGUUUGGUCACUUACAAACUUAUUCAUGGUGGAAGUGAUUUGUUUGACUUGCAUAGAAGUAACGGUGCUUUGACGCUGCGGUAUCCCCCGUCUGUGCCUGAGGCUAGGUGGAACCUGGUCAUAAAAGCUACGGAUGAAGCGGUGUUAAGUGAACAAAGAAGUACAGAGACGUAUCUCAGUGUUAUUAUGGGUGGAACGGAUUUGCAAGGUGUUACCUGGACGAAUGCAAGAUCCGUUUCAGUGGCCGAGAAUGAGCCGGCUGGCACCGCAGUGUUGAACUUGACCAAUAACUAUAAAUCUGGAUUAGAAUAUUACAUAGUGAAUGUGACUGGUGAAGGUAGACAAGUGGACAGGUUAUUCGAUAUCGAUUCGUCGUUAGGGAUUUUAUCAACAGCAGUGUCCUUGGAUCGCGAGACAGGAGUUGACCGAUACGAGGUGGAGAUCUGCGCCGUGUCAUCGGGGACCCCACUGAAAACCACAACAACUAAGGUCGAAAUCGUGAUACUGGACAAGAAUGACAGCCCACCGGAGUUCAAGAACAUACCACCAGCUUAUAUGGCUUCGGAAGACCUAGCACCGGGACAGCUCAUCGUGACCAUCACCGCUGAAGACCCUGACACGAUAGGGACCAUCACCUACAGUAUACAGUCCGAAGAACCGACGCCAUUCUUGCUGGACUCCCGUUCGGGGGCGUUGACCCUCAAAGAUCCCCUGGACAGGGAGACCAUAUCAGAGUACCAAAUCGUGAUAAGAGCCGACGAUGGCGUGCAGUACACAGACGUCACAGUAGUUGUCCAGGUUACUGACACCAACGACAAUCCGCCAGUGUUCAAAGAAACUGCGUAUUCCUUCGACAUUCCUGAGAACGCAGCGCGGGGUUCCAUAGUGGGGACCGUAGAAGCCGUCGAUUUGGACUCGGGUGCCAAUGCCCAGUUGACGUACACCGUCAUCUCCGACUGGGCCAAUGACGUCUUCUCACUCAAUCCUCAGACUGGAGUGUUCACCCUGACCGCCAAAUUGGACUACGAAGAGACGCAGCACUAUAUUCUUGUAGCGCAAGCUCAGGACAAUGGUCACCCAUCAUUGUCUGGCACAGUAACGGUUUACGUGAAUGUGGUCGACCUAAACGAUAACGCGCCCAUAUUUGAUCCUAUGAGUUUCUCGAACGAAAUUUUAGAAGAUGUGCCUAUUGGAACUUCUGUUGUGACCAUCAGCGCUACCGACAUGGAUUCUGGCCUCAACGGCAAACUCACGUACAGUAUUUCGUCAGGAGACGAUGCUCAUGAUUUCACAAUAGCACACAAUGGCACAAUUUUUACGGCAAAGCUCUUGGACAGAGAAGUUCUUCCAGUGUACAACCUCAUAGUGACAGCCAAGGACUCUGCCAAGCCGCCAGAGCCACAGCUUUCUUCAACCGUCCAGGUGACCAUUCAACUAAAAGAUGUCAACGAUAUGGCACCAGAGUUCAUAACCCCAAACGUUACUUCAGUAUCUGAAAAUAUUCCAUUGAAUACAGUGGUAAUGACCAUCAAAGCUGUCGAUAAAGAUGAAGGAAGAAAUGGUUAUGUUGAAUACUUCAUGACUCCUGAUCCAGAAAUCAAUGGAUAUUUUUCGCUGGGUAACGUUGAUGGAGUGCUAAGGGCCACUGGUAAACUUGACAGGGAAUUAAAAUCAAGCUACACAAUAGUUGUAACAGCCAAAGAUAGAGGUGAUCCACCAAAUGUAACCAAAACAAAAAUACAAAUAAAUAUUUUGGAUGAAAAUGACAACAGCCCAGUAUUUGAUCCCAAACAGUAUAGUGCCUCUGUUCCUGAAAACGCUAGUAUUGGAGCCAGUGUAUUGCAAGUUUCGGCUACGGAUGUUGAUGAAGAUGCCAAUGGCCGAGUUAGGUAUUCAAUUGCAUCUGGUGAUGAAAAUAGAGAUUUCAGUAUCAGUGAAGACACGGGUGUCGUACGAGUAGCUAAAAAUCUUAAUUUUGAAAGAAAAUCUCGUUACGUUCUAACUAUCAGAGCUGAAGAUUGUGCUAAAGAUGAUAUUCGAUUUGAUAUAGCUGAGAUAUCAAUAUCUAUUCAAGACAUAAACGAUAACCCGCCUACAUUCCUGGAUUCACCAUACUUGGCAUAUGUAAUGGAAAACGUAAUUCCACCUAACAACGGAUACAUAAUCACAAUUCAUGCUUAUGAUGCUGAUUCACCGCCAUUCAAUAAUCAAGUGCGCUAUUUUAUAAAGGAAGGAGAUGCAGAUCUUUUUAAAAUAAAUGCAUCGUCUGGACAAAUCUCUUUGUUACGAACAUUGGAUCGAGAGGCUCAGGAUGAAUACACAUUAUCGCUUGUAGCAAUGGAUACUGGUUCACCACCUUUAACUGGAUCGGGAACUGUGAAAAUUAUAGUGCAAGAUGUCAACGAUAACAGCCCCGAAUUCGAGAGACAGAGCUACAAAGCUAAUGUCAAGGAAAAUUUACCACGUGAUACUGUGAUUUUACAACCCAAGGCUACAGACAGAGAUCUAGGAAACAAUGCAAAAAUCAGAUACAGUCUUCUUGGUGACAAAUCUGAAAGGUUCCAAAUUGAUCCAGCCACAGGAAUUAUCUCUACAAACGCUACAUUGGAUAGAGAAGAAUGGGAUGUGUAUUAUUUGAUUAUUAUGGCUCAAGACUCUUCUACAACCGAUCCACGAACUGCUACAGCUAACCUCACAAUAGUAGUGGAAGAUGAAAACGAUAAUACUCCAACAUUUUCGAAGCCCGUGUAUGAGACUCACAUCUCCGAGCGUACUAUGAAAGGUGAUUUUGUGUUUGGAGUCAAAGCCAAAGAUAACGAUAUUGGCCUAAACAAAAAGAUAAUUUAUAGCCUAAAAGGUGAACAUGAAGAUCUAUUUACUAUGAAUGAAGAAACGGGUGUUAUCAAAGCAAAAGAAAAUAUACAGAAAUAUACUAAUAAAAACAUGGCACCGUUCAACCUGAUAAUAAUUGCCACUGAUUGCGGCGCUACUCCUAGGCACAGUACAACUGAAUUGAUUUUAAUACCAAAGUCAGUAACAAAUUUCCCAAAAUUCAGCGCUUCCAAUAAACUAACAUUUACUUUUUCCGAAGACACUGCAGAAGGAGUAUUAGUAACUAGAUUAUCAGCAACAUCCCCUAAAAAAGGUCUAACAGGCCUCCUGCAAUAUGCAGUAGCAGGUGGAAAUGUCGGCGACGCUUUGAGAGUAGAACCAAUUAGUGGAGAAGUGUUCAUUACUGGAAAGGGCCUAGAUUAUGAGACUAUGCCCCUUUAUGAAGUUUGGUUUGAAGUAAGAGAUUCUGAUAUUCCUCCAUUGAAAUCUUUUAUCGAAGUUGAAAUAAAAGUUACUGAUGCUAAUGACAAUGCACCAGUGAUUGAAAAUUUAUUGUAUAAUGCAUCUGUACUUGAGGAAGAGUAUCCACCACAGUUAGUUAUCAAAAUUGAAGCACACGAUGAUGAUUCAAACGAAAAUGGAAGAAUAUCAUACAAACUUGUGGAUGACUUUGAUGAAACCUUUCAUAUUGAACCCGAAUCAGGUGAAAUCUAUACUAACAUAGCGCUAGAUAGGGAGUCUAUAGCAUCCUACGAAAUAAUUGUUGAGGCUGCGGAUCAUGGUGUUCCACAAUUAGUUGGGACCUCGACUGUUAUAGUUACAGUUCUAGAUAAAAAUGAUAAUCCACCCAGAUUCACUCGCCUUUUCAGCGUGAAUGUUACUGAGAAUGCAGAAAUUGGAUCGUUUGUAAUAAGAGUAACAAGCUCAGAUUUAGACAUUGGUGCAAACGCUAAUGCCACGUAUAGUUUUGUUGAAAACCCGGGUGAAAAAUUUGUUAUUGACCCCAUUAGUGGGAAUGUAACAGUUGCUAGACCAUUAGAUAGAGAACUUCAAGAUGAGUAUAUCCUAAAAGUUGCAGCUAUUGAUGGAGCUUGGCGAUCAGAAACGCCGCUAACUAUAACGAUUCAGGAUCAAAACGACAAUGCACCAGAAUUUGAAUACUCAUUUUACAGUUUUAAUUUCCCAGAGCUACAAAAGAAAAACAGUUUUGUUGGACAAGUUAUUGCAACGGAUAGAGAUAAACAAGGACCAAAUUCUAUAAUUUCUUACUCUUUACAACAAACUUCAGAUUUGUUUUCUAUAGAUCCAGCAACUGGUGAAAUACUAAGUAAAUUCGUGAUGAAUUACAAAAGAACUUCCGUUAAUUUGUCUCCAGAGAAUACUUAUUCUGUAGUCGUAGUUGCUACGGAUAACGGAAAACCACCAAUGUCAUCCGAGUGCUUGGUAACAAUUAAUGUAGUGGAUGCGAACAACAAUGCCCCUAAAUUCAAAGAUCAUGAAAAGUUUGUGCCUGUACCAAAAGAUGCCACACUAGGAGAAAGAAUUAUAAAACUGACAGCCGAAGACACUUUGGACUUCGGAAUAAAUGCAGAGAUCGAAUAUUUUGUGUCUGGCGGCAAUGGUACAGCUUACUUGACAGUUGACAAAAAUGAUGGCUGGAUAAUUGUUAACAAACAGUUCCAUUACCUAGGACAAUACUAUGAAUUAAAAAUAAAGGCAGUAGACCGUGGAGUCCCACCCCAAUCAGAUGAAACUGUGAUUAUAUUUGUAGUUACAGGAGAUAACGAUUACACUCCUAAAUUCACAGCGUUGAGUUACCAGGUUAUAGUGCCAGAAAAUGAACCUAUUGGCUCAUCAAUACUUACAGUCAAAGCAAGUGAUGAAGAUGAUGGCCCUAACGGCAUCGUAAGAUAUUCAAUUUCUUCAGGAAACACAGGCAAAGAGUUCAAGAUUCAUCCCAUUUUGGGUACUAUUAGUAUUUUACGGUCUCUGGACUUUGAUACAAUUCAAGAAUAUCGUUUGAACAUAACUGCACGAGACCUUGGAUUUAAACCUAAAGAAGCAACUGCAACCCUAACAAUAAUACUCACCGAUAUAAAUGAUAAUGCCCCGAUAUUCAACAAGAAACAAUAUACAGCGUAUUUACCAGAAAACUCACCUGUUAACAGUUUUAUUUACAAAGUAAAAGCAAUAGACAUCGAUUCACCCAAAAAUGCAAUUAUAAAAUAUUACAUUAAUAAUCAAAUGACAUCAUUAUUUCGCAUUGAUUCUAACACUGGAGAAAUUUUCUCAAAAGAAGUGUUUGAUUACGAAGAAAAAUCCAUUUACAAGUUGGAAAUUCUGGCGAAAAAUCCUGAUUCUAUUAUGCAAAAUACCACAGAAGUAAUUGUUCAUAUAACUGGCGUUAAUGAGUACUAUCCUAAAUUCAUACAGCCAGUAUUCCACUUCGAUGUAUCUGAAUCUGCUGAAGUUGGCACAAAUGUAGGCGUAAUCCAAGCCACUGAUCAAGAUAGUGGCGAUGAUGGCAUCAUAUAUUAUUUAUUCGUUGGAUCUAGUAAUGACAAGGGUUUCAGUAUCAAUUCCCAAACUGGAGUUGUAAGAGUCGCUAGAUACUUGGACAGAGAAACCCAAAAUAGAGUAGUCCUUACAGUUUUAGCUAAAAAUUCUGGUGGUAUUCGUGGUAAUGAUACUGAUGAAGCCCAAGUUAUUAUAUCAAUUCAAGAUGGCAAUGAUCCACCAGAGUUCUUGAAACAUUAUUAUGAAGCUUCUGUGUCAGAAGGUGCAGCUAUUGGGCAAGAAGUUAUUCAAGUCAAAGCCGUUGAUAAAGAUGUGCGACCACAGAAUAAUCAAUUUAGUUUCUCUAUUAUGGGUGGCAAUACUAACCAAGACUUCAAGAUUGAUCCGCAAAAUGGUAAGAUUGAGGUAGCUCGACAUCUAGAUAGAGAAACCAUACCAACGUAUAACCUGAUUAUUGGGGCAAUAGAUACAGGAGUUCCCCCUCAAACAGGUACAGCAAGUGUGAAAAUAACAUUAACUGAUAUUAAUGAUAAUGGACCUACUUUUGAUGUCACCAGCUUUGAAGGUGCAGUGUAUGAGAAUGAACCUCCCAACACGAGUAUUGCUACCUUAUCUGCUAAUGAUCCAGACCUACCUCCAAAUGGAGCACCAUUCUCAUAUUUUAUUGUGGGUGGGAAACAACAAAAUUACGUAAAAGUGAACAGGCAUACCGGGGUUCUUUUAACUACACGAAAAAUCGAUAGAGAAUUAACACCCAAUCUAGAAGUAAUUAUUCAGAUAGAAGACAGUGGAACUCCUGUGAUGAAAUCAAACUACACAAUUUUAAUUAAGGUCUUAGAUAGAAAUGACAAUCCACCUACACCGAGAUCGGCUCAUGUUUUGGUUUAUGCAUUCAACAAUAAAGUCCCAAGUGGAAAAAUAGCCGACGUGAAACCAAACGAUCCAGAUAUUGUUGGCGAUUACAAAUGCAAAAUUAUCAAAGAAUCUACCUCUGAAAAUACUCUUUCCAUAUUGAGUAUCAAGAAAUCGUGUGAUUUAUACACAAGUGCUGUAAAACCUGGACAGGGCUACUCAUUUUCUGUGCUAGGAAAUGACGGAAUCCACAGAGACGUCAUUUCUUCAAUCAGUGUGGAAUAUUUCUCAUUUGAUAAUAACACCGUCGAGCAAUCCGUAACAAUGAAAGUUCUAAACAUGUCUGCAUCAGACUUUCUUACACAAUACUAUGGAAGCUUACUAGAGACAUUAAAAAACGGACUAGUAAAUAAAGAAAACGUGUAUUUAUACAGCAUUAACGAAAUUGGAAAUAAUUUAGACUUAACGAUGGCUACAAGAGGAAACCAUACUAUUUGGAAAAGAGAAAACACCGAAAAAUAUUUAAAAAGCAAAGAAACUGAAAUAUCAAAGAUGUUGAAAAGAGUAAUAGUUGUCCCUUACUACCCUUGUGCAAGCCACAAAUGUGAAAAUAAUGGUGUGUGUACAGAUUCUAUCAAAGUAUUAGAUGAAACUAAAAUAACUGAAAGUUCAAGUUUGAUACUGUCUUCGCCUUUGGUAAAACAUGAAUACAGUUGUCACUGUACAGAUGGUUUUAUGGGAACAAACUGUGAAAAACGACAGGAUCCUUGCUCACCAAACCCUUGUCAUUUCGGUGGACAAUGUAAGAAACAGGGCCAUGAUUUUAUUUGCAACUGCCCAGCGCGUCGUGAAGGAAAGAUGUGUGAAUUAGAAAGAGAUGAUGUUUGUAGUAGCAACCCAUGCAAGAACGGCGGAUCAUGUAAAGAAAGUUCGGACAGGAAUUCCUUUUUCUGUCUAUGCCGUCCAGGUUAUAGAGGCAAUCAAUGUGAAGCUCUUGUUGAUUCGUGCCGACCUAAUCCUUGCAUGUAUGGUGGUAUUUGUAUCAGUUUGAAACCUGGCUACAAAUGCAGCUGUACUAACGGUCGCUAUGGUACCCAUUGCGAGAGUACAACAUUUGGAUUCAAUGAAUUAUCGUACAUGCAGUUCCCAGCUCUAGAUGCAUCUACAAAUGAUAUAACAAUAAUUUUUGCAACAACAAAGCCAGAUGCUCUUCUCCUUUACAACUAUGGUGCCCAAACGGGUGGAAGAUCAGACUUUAUUGCCAUUGAACUGCUUGGAGGAAAACCAGUAUUUUCUUUCGGUGGAUCAAGAACCUCUAUUACAUCUGUAGCUAUAUCUGAUCCUCGCAAAAACCUUGCUGAUGGAGGGUGGUACAAACUGACUGCAACCAGAAAUGGAAGGGUGAUAUCACUGAGUGUUACAUCUUGCACUGAUCAUGGAGAUGUCUGCACAGAAUGUGAACCAGGCGAUGAUUCUUGCUACGACGAUGACACAGGCCAGGCUGGUACACUGAACUUCAACAACGAGCCGCUUCUCAUCGGUGGACUACACAAGGCUGAUCCAGUGCUAGAGCGUCCAGGACAGAUACACUCUGAUGACUUCGUUGGAUGUAUGCAUAGUAUUUCAAUCAACGGGCGCAUUCUCAACCUGACUAACCCAAUACGCUCUCGUGGAGUAGAACCGAACUGUGAAAGAACUGAAAAGGGCGCUUGCUACAAGAAAGAUGUUUGUGGUGCUGGAAAAUGUCUAGACAGAUGGAAGACCAACUUCUGCAAAUGCGAUGGCCACUUUUUGUCUCCUGAUUGCACUUCCUCUCUUCAAUCCAUAUCAGUAGGAGAAAAUGCUUUUGUAUCUUUUAUAAUGUCCGAGAAACAUCGAAGAAUGCAAUUGCUUGAAACGUUUUAUGGCGGCAACACUGGAUGGGAUAAGAAAAGUAGCAAAACAUCUGCAAAAGUUGUUCCAAAAGUACAUAGCCCAGCAAAAACUUUAUCUUUCUUCUUUAGAACUCACAGAAAAGAUGGAUUAUUAUUUUAUGCAGCAACCGACAAAUACUACACCUUGAUUCAAUUACUAGGUGGGAAAGUUAGCUACACUUCUAAACAAAACACUAUCGUAAAUAUGACGCAAGAAGAACAACAUGAUGUUUCUGAUGGUAACUGGCAUAAUAUUACCCUAUACUCAUUAGGAAGAAGCAUUCGAAUAAUAGUGGACAGUGUGAAUGUCGGUGAAGAACUGGACGCUGCUGGUGUUCAUGAUUUUUUAGAUCCGUACCUCACCAUUAUUUCCUUGGGUGGCGUGAAAGCAGAGUGGUUGUCGUAUUAUAACAAGUUUGAAGGCUGUUUGGCAAACUUUACUAUAAACAACGAAGUCCAACCUUUCAAUGGCAAUGGAAGCAUAUUCAGAGAAAUUGUCCGAAGUGGCAAGAUCCUAUCUGGAUGCCAUAGUGCUUUUGGUACAGGCCUAAUACAAAAUCCAGAUCCACUGAGUAUUGGAAUCACUCUCGUCAUCGUGUUCUUCAUUAUACUAAUAGUAGCCAUUUUGGGAUCUUUCAUUUUCUUCCGUCUUCGCAAGCAAAAGAAAGAAAAAGGCAAUGCACCCACUAAAAGUAGUAUGGUCCAUUCAAAGCAAAAUGGAGGACCUGCUAUGCUAAAUGCACCUAACUUAAUUGCUGGAACGAAUGAUAGCAUAAUGAGCCGAAAUCUACAUAAUAACGAAACUAGCCUAACAAGUUACAUGUCAGAUAAUGCAGAUAUAAUGAGAAACGUCGGACAUAUUGUGGGCCCCGAGCUCUUGUCUAAGAAAUACAAAGAUAGAGAAAUAAUGAAUAUCGAUCCACCCCGACCCCAACGACCCGACAUCAUUGAGAGAGAAGUGGUCGGCAAAAGUCCUGCUCUAAGGGAAGAUCACCAUCCACCUCCACCACCUUCGACAAAUACAUCUCAUCACACUCACGAUCACCCGGCUGGAAUGGAUUUAAAUUCAGAAGUACCAGAGCAUUAUGAUCUUGAAAAUGCUAGUUCAAUAGCACCAUCUGACAUUGAUAUUGUAUAUCAUUACAAAGGGUUUAGAGAAGCAGCAGGUGUGCGAAAGUAUAAAGCUACUCCUCCACCUAUAGCUGGCUAUCACCAUAAACACCAAACGCCACAGCAUAGGCAUUCACCGCAUCAUCCAAGCGGGUACCCACCUAGAGUGCUGCCUCAAGCUUCACAACCACCACCACAGACGAGGCAACAUCAGACAACACCUCUAGCUAGACUAUCUCCAAGCAGUGAACUAAGUCAACAACCAAGAAUUCUAACUUUACAUGACAUAUCAGGAAAGCCAUUGCAGAGUGCACUACUAGCAACAACAUCCAGUUCAGGUGGCGUCGGGAAGGACGCAUUGCAUAGUAACAGUGAACGCAGCUUAAACAGUCCAGUCAUGUCUCAGCUUAGUGGACAGAGUUCCUCUGCUGGAAGGAAAACUCCAAGCGCCCCACCACAAGUACCUCAAGUCGUGUCAGUCGGAUCAGGAGCAGUCGGGCUCACCGCUGAAGAAAUAGAAAGAAUGAACGCCCGACAGCGAACGUCUAGUUUAGUAUCAACUUUAGACGCAGUAUCAAGUUCAAGUGAAGCACCAAGAGGUGGAGGAGUCGGCCAUCACAUGUCACAUCGACAUCAUUCGCCACAAGAUGACAAUAGAAGCUCCACCGGCUCCGACGAUGAGAGCGGCAACGAUAGCUUUACAUGCUCUGAAAUAGAGUACGAUAAUAAUAGUAUUAGUGCAGAUAAGCCAGAAGAUGUUAGAAGACAGAACGUUAGCGGAGGCAGCAACACUAAGAAACCCAUAUUGCCACCUCCUUACGAGAGCUUUGAUUCUUCCUUUCGGGGCUCUCUUAGCACUCUAGUCGCGUCAGAUGAUGACUUAGCCCCUCACGUAGGUUCUGCUUUGUAUAGGCAAGCAAAUGGAUCCCCCGCUUCGGCCACAUUAGGCUGGGACUAUCUUGUUAAUUGGGGCCCAAAUUUUGAAAGUAUGAUCGGCGUUUUUAAAGAUAUCGCAGAACUACCUGAUUCUGUAAAUGGACGAAUGUCUUCCUCAUUAAGACUUCCAAACGGUACGCCAAAACCGUCUGAGGAGUAUGUUUAAUAUUAAUUAAAAACCUGUAAAUAUUAAUUUUAUUGUUGUAAUUUAAGAAUUUGUACAAAUGUAUUGUUGCGAUCUUGUAUCAAGGUCUCUAGAUUCAAUCCUCUUGCCAUAUGAUUGUUGUGUUAAUUGUAAUUAUUGUCUUAAAUUACUUGAAUGUUCACGAUUUAAAAUGCUUUUUACUUCCAUGUACAUAAAUAGGAUUGGUAUUCGUGCUAUCUUGGAAAGUAGGUAUUGUGUAGAUAAAAUCUUUGGAUAACUAAAAAUUUAUGUUUAUUCCAUUCAAAAUUUCAGUUUUUACUCGUAAGAGCUCUGUCUGUUUAUAUUUUCAUCUCAUGUAAAUAAUGACGUAAAUUAUACGCUUAUUUUAUACAUAUAGUUAUAAUAAAUUAUUGUGAUUGUUAGUUUCUUGUAAAUGUAUAUUUUCCCUCACAUGUAACAUCUAUGUGAAUGCUGUAGUAUGCACGCAGAGCUCUUAGAAUAAUUGUUAAUGGAAAAGUAGCCAUAUUAUUUAGUGAACAAAGUGCCAAAAGCGUCUUCUGUUCAAAAGAACUGACUAGAUAAUAUUAAUGUAUAUUGUAUGAAUAAUAAAUAUAAUUUCAAAUUA
This is a messenger RNA of Ostrinia nubilalis (European corn borer), 15508 nucleotides long. It is a transcript of the gene ft, whose product is annotated as cadherin-related tumor suppressor. Gene Ontology annotation, molecular function: cadherin binding; calcium ion binding. Bases 1 to 14904 code for a protein of 4967 amino acids. Lineage: Eukaryota; Metazoa; Arthropoda; Insecta; Lepidoptera; Crambidae. Gene Ontology annotation, cellular component: adherens junction; plasma membrane; catenin complex. Gene Ontology annotation, biological process: calcium-dependent cell-cell adhesion; cell-cell junction assembly; adherens junction organization. The transcript is spliced from 9 exons. The record is from RefSeq and is a predicted model, not a curated record.